Sinocyclocheilus anshuiensis is the source of this 676-nucleotide messenger RNA. RefSeq names its product stonustoxin subunit alpha-like. The transcript has a single exon. Lineage: Eukaryota; Metazoa; Chordata; Actinopteri; Cypriniformes; Cyprinidae. The record is from RefSeq and is a predicted model, not a curated record. The annotation marks the transcript as partial. Gene Ontology annotation, molecular function: protein binding.
AUUUUUCUGCGUGUUCUAUCUCCAUCAGAUUCCAGUCGGUUCACUCUGGAUCCAAACACAGUGAAUAAACACCUCUGUCUGUCUGAGAGGAACAGAGUGGUUACCUUCACCGCCGGAGUCCAGCAGUAUCCUGACCAUCCAGACAGAUUUCAUUAUUAUCCUCAGGUGUUGUGUAGAGAGAGUGUAUGUGGACGCUGCUACUGGGAGCUCGAGUGGAGUGGGAGUGGAUUUGUGUGUAUAUCAGUGUCUUAUAUAUACAUCAACAGGAAGGGACGGAGAAAUGAGUGUGUGUUUGGAUAUAAUGAUCAGUCCUGGAGUUUGAUCUGCUCUACCUCCAGAUGCUCUUUUAGUCACAAUGACAAUCAUACUGAACUCCCUGUAUGCUUCAGCUGCAGUAGAAUAGGAGUGUAUGUGGAUCACAGGUCAGGAACUCUGUCCUUCUACAGCGUCUCUGACACAAUGAGCCUCAUCCACAGAGUCCAGACCACAUUCACUCAGCCGCUCUAUCCUGGGUUUACGGUUAUUAAUGGGUCAGCAGUAAAACUCUGUGAUCUAUAGAUUAUAGAGAGCUGGCUGUAAAUAUUACUGCAAUGUGAAUUUGAGCUUCAAAUCAGGAACAGUGAAAUGAAACUUAUUUACAAAACCAUGCAAUUACAGAAAAAAAACAGCAGUUAUA